Molecule: messenger RNA, 1206 nt
Organism: Bursaphelenchus okinawaensis
Lineage: Eukaryota; Metazoa; Nematoda; Chromadorea; Rhabditida; Aphelenchoididae
Source: the annotation of a GenBank genome assembly
AUGAGAGUUUUACUGUUCAUAUUGUUACUAUUAAGUGUGUGCCAAUGUAAAUUUCAUGAUGUUCAUCCGGCUUUACGAAGUGAGUUAUAUAUAUUAGGUUGUUAAAAUAGUUAUGUGCCUCUUAACGCCAAAAGUGUGCUUUGAGAGGGAGCACAUAAUUAUUUGAACAACUUACAAAAGUAAUAGUUCAAAGACAAUAUUGACUAUUUUAGGCCUGUUGCCAAGCAAUAUUUUGAACUUUUUGGACACCUUUACUCCAGAAGAACAGAAAGUAAUUGACAGUGCUGAUGACUCAACUGGAGUCAAAGAAUAUUUGCAUAAUAUUGAAAAACAGAACCCCGAUUUAGCUCAACGAGCUACUAUUCUAGUAGCCAACAUCAUUACCAAGAUGAAUUCUUUGCCAAAUGCUACUCAUGAUUUUGUUAGAAAAGUAAGAUUUUGUUUUAAAUUUGCUAACACUCACAUAUACAAUACUAAACUUUUUUUAAAAUUUUUGCUUCAAAAAAAUAUUUUUAAUGUUAUUUUAGGUCAUGAAAGCUUUGGAUGCCAAAGAAGGCAAGUUGUCAGAUGAAGAAGUGACAGAAACCGCUAGCAAGUUAGAAAAAGAAUUUAAAAAGCUGAGUCCAGAAGAUCAGGAUGAGCUUCAAUUUGUGUUCCCAACCAUUUUUGACACAUUGACCAGUAAGUGUAUGCUUUUUUGUUAUGGUUAUUAGUUUUAUAACAGAGUCGCACCAAAUUUUCUUCAGGGUUUUAGAACAAAGCUUUUAUAGGAUAGAAGAGCAUAAAAAGUUACCCUGUAAACUAUUUUCAAAAACGGCAAACUGGACUUGGCUAGCGAGUUACAAUACGCUUAAUAGUCCGAUAUGUUUAAAAAUGUUCUAGAUAUAUAAAUACAAAAUAUAAAUCAUAAAAUAUGACUUAAGAAUAUAAAAAAUGUCAUUUUUUAAAAACAUAUUACACAAUGUUUUUCCAGGUGAAGAAUUUGCGGAAUUAGCAAAAGGUAAAUUUGGAAAAGCAGGUAAGGAAGAUGCCAAGAACAACGAAAAAAAUAAGGAAAAGGAAGAAAAGAAAGAUGAUGAAAAAGAUGAAAAGAAAGAAAAUGAAAAAGAAGAAGAAGAAGAAAAGACAACCACUACAACUAAAAAGCCAAAGAGUAAGAAGAACAACAAUACUACGACUGUAGCUCCAACUACAGUAGCUGAAUGA